Mus pahari (shrew mouse) is the source of this 4306-nucleotide messenger RNA. RefSeq names its product potassium voltage-gated channel subfamily C member 2 (gene Kcnc2). Lineage: Eukaryota; Metazoa; Chordata; Mammalia; Rodentia; Muridae. Gene Ontology annotation, biological process: potassium ion transmembrane transport; protein homooligomerization. The transcript is spliced from 5 exons. Gene Ontology annotation, molecular function: protein binding; delayed rectifier potassium channel activity. The coding region runs from base 272 to 2116 and encodes 614 amino acids. The record is from RefSeq and is a predicted model, not a curated record. Gene Ontology annotation, cellular component: dendrite membrane; neuronal cell body membrane; axon.
UGGCUAUGGGAGAGCCCGCAGAUCGCAGCAGCGUGAAGGCGGGGAGCGCGGCGGGCGGCGGGCGGGGACUGUCUCCCCGACCUCAGCAUCCAGAGAAGCGGCUCAACCACCUGAACCCCGAAAAACGCCAACAAGUAGUUUCUCCUUUGAGGAGGGCGGCUCAGCUGGCCGCAGAGACUCCGUCUGACUGCAGGAAGAACCUCGUCCACACGGAGACCCAAGCAGAUCCACUUUACUCCCGGUCUCCUUAAGUCAUGUCUGAGCCACAGAGAUGGGCAAGAUCGAGAGCAACGAGAGGGUGAUCCUCAAUGUCGGGGGUACCAGGCACGAAACCUACCGCAGCACCCUCAAGACCCUGCCUGGAACUCGCCUGGCCCUUCUCGCCUCCUCUGAACCUCAGGGCGACUGCCUGACUGCGGCCGGUGACAAGCUGCAGUCGCUGCCCCCACCGCUGUCUCCGCCGCCGCGACCGCCUCCCUUGUCCCCUGUCCCCAGCGGCUGCUUCGAGGGCGGCGCAGGCAACUGCAGUUCGCACGGUGGCAACGGCGGCAGCGACCACCCUGGGGGAGGCCGCGAAUUCUUCUUCGAUCGCCACCCAGGAGUCUUCGCCUAUGUGCUCAACUACUACCGCACAGGCAAGCUGCACUGCCCCGCCGACGUGUGCGGGCCGCUCUUCGAGGAAGAGCUGGCUUUCUGGGGCAUCGACGAGACCGACGUGGAGCCCUGCUGCUGGAUGACCUACAGGCAACACCGGGACGCGGAGGAGGCCCUGGACAUCUUCGAGACACCCGACCUCAUCGGGGGCGACCCUGGUGAUGAUGAGGACCUAGCGGCCAAGAGACUGGGCAUUGAGGAUGCUGCGGGGCUGGGAGGACCCGAUGGCAAGUCUGGCCGCUGGAGGAAGCUGCAGCCUCGCAUGUGGGCUCUCUUUGAGGACCCCUACUCAUCCAGAGCUGCUAGGUUUAUUGCUUUUGCUUCUUUGUUCUUCAUUUUGGUUUCCAUCACAACCUUUUGCCUGGAGACACACGAAGCUUUCAAUAUUGUUAAAAACAAGACAGAGCCCGUCAUCAACGGCACCAGCCCCGUCCUCCAGUACGAAAUCGAAACGGAUCCCGCCCUGACGUACGUGGAAGGAGUGUGUGUGGUGUGGUUUACUUUUGAAUUUUUAGUCCGUAUUGUUUUCUCACCCAAUAAACUUGAAUUCAUCAAAAAUCUCUUGAACAUCAUUGACUUUGUUGCCAUCCUCCCCUUCUACCUAGAGGUGGGACUCAGCGGGCUGUCCUCCAAAGCGGCCAAAGAUGUGCUCGGCUUUCUCAGGGUGGUUAGGUUUGUGAGGAUCCUGAGAAUCUUCAAGCUCACCCGCCAUUUCGUAGGUCUGAGGGUGCUCGGACAUACACUUCGGGCGAGCACCAAUGAAUUUUUGUUGCUGAUCAUCUUCCUGGCGCUGGGAGUUUUGAUAUUCGCUACGAUGAUCUACUACGCUGAGAGAGUAGGGGCUCAGCCCAACGACCCUUCAGCUAGUGAGCACACGCAGUUCAAAAACAUCCCCAUUGGUUUCUGGUGGGCCGUGGUGACCAUGACUACCUUAGGCUAUGGGGAUAUGUAUCCCCAAACCUGGUCAGGGAUGCUGGUGGGGGCCUUGUGUGCGCUGGCCGGAGUGCUGACAAUAGCCAUGCCUGUGCCCGUCAUUGUCAACAAUUUUGGAAUGUACUACUCCUUAGCCAUGGCGAAGCAGAAACUUCCAAGAAAAAGAAAGAAGCAUAUUCCUCCUGCCCCUCUGGCAAGCUCACCUACAUUUUGCAAGACAGAAUUGAACAUGGCUUGCAACAGUACCCAGAGCGACACAUGUCUGGGCAAAGAAACCCGGCUUCUGGAACAUAACAGAUCAGUGUUAUCAGGUGACGACAGUACAGGAAGUGAGCCGCCAUUAUCACCUCCAGAAAGGCUCCCCAUCAGACGCUCUAGUACCAGAGACAAAAACAGAAGAGGGGAAACGUGUUUCCUAUUGACGACAGGUGAUUACACGUGCACUUCUGAUGGAGGAAUCAGGAAAGAUAACUGCAAAGAGGUUGUCAUUACUGGUUACACGCAAGCCGAGGCCAGAUCUCUUACUUAGUGGCUUGGGGAAGGCACAAAACGUGAAAAAAAGGUAACAGCUCACCAGGCUUGCAUCGUUCAGCCAAGAAUGGCUGCUUGGUACUAGAGCCAUUCCCCCCUUUAAGUCCUAGAAUUUGUCAUUAUUUUUAGAGGUAGAGUGCCAAAUAUUACCCAAAGCUUUUGUCUUUCUUUUUCCUUGCCUCUUUAUUUUUAUUUAUUAUUUUGUGUGAACAUUAAAAGUUACUGGUGUUCACCAGAGGGUUUUUUGACUAGCCUUAAGAUUUGCAUCAAAGGACUAACCAGAAUUUUCAGGCUGUGUUUAAUCAGGUGCUUUGUCCCGUGUGUUGUCUCCAUCUGUCUGUCUUAGCUCCCUAUCUUAACUCUAUAUGCUAUCUGUCUCCAUAGAGGGUAGAAGCACCCUGAUCGUCUCUUUGAACUCCCUACCUCCUGCCAUGUCUUCUUUGCUGCUUGGAGCAGCCUCUCUGCUUUGUAUGCAAAACUAAUGAUGCUGUGUAGACUACCUAGAUUAAUAGGCACUGUGAAUAUUUUUUUUUUUUUUUCAUGAGCAGGACCGAAGCAGCAGUUUCACCACAAUUCUCUGUUCCCUAACGCAGUGCUGGUUUCUACUACCUAGCAAUCAGCAUCCCUAGGGAGUCUUUUUUUUUUUUUUUUUUCAGUCUGGAGGGAAGAUAGUCUGUUUACACAUCCCUAUCAAAUGCCGUAGCAAUAGUGUAUCUGCUAUUUUGAGUAUGCGAGGGAAGGAAAAUGCCAUAAUAUAAUCUCAGCCUAGACUAUAACUUUCAAUGAAUUAUCCUUAAGAGUGUUGAUGAAUUCCUGAUUCUCAUGUUUAUUUUUGAUAGAAAGGCAAUUUUCACUUGUGUUAUUGGAUAGAGACAUGUGUUAGUCUCCAUUCCCAAGCCCUAGAGCAUGAGCUGCAUGUCAAGAGAUCUUGUACAGCAAUGCAUUUACCCAGACGUAAAUACUCGAAAUUUAGAAACACCGCGAUUCUUUUGAUAACACCAUUCAUAGAAUGCUAUGAAUCCUCAGAGAUUUACGGUAAGGAAUUAAUAUGCUGUCUGGUGCUGCUGUUAUUGACUGCAGUGUUGUACAGAAUUUAUCAUGGAUUUUUGACCGCUGAAAAAAGGACAUUGAGAUUUAGCCAUUCCAAGGAUUGUACCGGAAAACUUCUGCUACCGAAUGUAACCCGAUGUGACCGGGUUGUUUCCAGAAGAGGUCCCGCAUCUUGUGAGGCAUUUAAAGCUUAUAAAAAGGGACGGUGGAUGGAACUGAGAUGGUGCUCGCCAUGGGAAUAUUCUGCUUGUCGACAGACCUGAGUCCACGGAAGAACUGUAAAUACCAAUGUGUGCAUGGGUCCGCCCCUCUCACAGUCUCAUAGAGAGCAGCAUUAAUGGCCAGAGUCUGUGGAGCUUCAAGGAUGCCCGCAAGGCUCUGAAUGGCUCCUCUCCGGCUCGCGGUGGUUUUGCAGUGAAUUACAGAGGGCAGUGAAUCCGAUGUAGUAUAGGUCUGUUUUCAUUUCUCUUAUUUGUACAUUAUGUGUUGGAUCUCCAAACACUGAUUGCCUCAUUUCCUUGCAAACCGCUUAUAUAUCAGCGUGUCGACUGUGUUGUAAACUUCUAGUGUCUACAAAGAAAUCUAAUCGUUUCUUGGUCACGUGUUCAUUUAGUUCUGGAACGCCGUUACUAUCUAGAAGAAAGUCAUCAACAGUGUUCAUAGCUUAAGUCUUUUGUCCUUGUUACCUCAAUUAUAAAUAUUAAAAACUAUAAAUUCUGGCAAUGAGAAUAUUUUUUUAUUAAAUUAUCAAGGAAAAUGUCAGUAUAUAGUAGAAUAUUAUCAAAUUAUAUCCUAAAAUGUCUAUUUUGCAUAAAAGAGAUAUUCUUCAACCAAUUACUUUUUUUGUGUGUGUGAGCUUUGUGGCUAACGGAGCGUGCAUUUGUCUUUAUCACUGCUGUAGUUGAAACUGUAUAAGAGUUUUUCAUCUUGCUUAAUCAAUAUUUCCAGAAUCUAAUAGUUCCCCUGGGAUUCUGAAUAUACUAUAUAGCCUAACUAUAACUCCUCUGUAUCGUGUACCUUUUGUGACCAUCUCAAGGUGCAUGCCUAACCUUUGUGAUAAGCCAAUGGACAUGUUACUAACUGAAAUGAAGAAUAAAAGUCAACUGAUCUGGGGAUAGACUUGAAUCCUACCUGAUUA